UUGUUUUGACUUUUUCAAAAUUUGAGUUGUCAAAAAAUUACUGCAUGCUACAAGAAAGUUUCUCAUUUUCGUUCUAAAAUUUUAAAACAAGUCAACAAAAAUGUAUCAAAAUCUUUUCAAAAAACCACGAAUGACCGAUGCCAAAGUAGAGGAAGCUCCACCAUCUGGCCCACACACUGUCCAAGCCCGUUUAAUAUCAGAUACUGGUGAAGAAGCGGGUCCUCCCAUUGAUCUCCCCUCAGGAAUUUCAGUCGAACAACUCGGUCUCAUAUGCAAUGCACUGCUCAAAAACGAAGAUCCAACACCGUAUUUGUUUUUUGUCAACGAAGAUGAAAUCAAGCAAACCCUAGACAAAACUCUCGACUUGAAAACAAUUGACACAGAAAAUGUCAUUGACAUUGUUUACCAGCCACAGGCGGUUUUUAAAGUCCGUCCAGUUACACGAUGCACAAGUUCUAUGCCUGGACAUGCUGAAGCUGUUGUUUCGAUUGGAUUCAGUCCAGAUGGACAGCAUUUAGCAAGUGGUUCUGGUGAUACUACAGUCCGCCUGUGGGAUCUCAACACAGAGACACCACAUUUUACAUGUUCCGGCCACAAACAAUGGGUUUUGUGUGUCUCAUGGUCGCCGGAUGGUAAAAAACUUGCUAGUGCAUGUAAGGCGGGAGUAAUAUUGAUUUGGGAUCCCGAAACUGGCAAACAAAUCGGAAGACCUUUGACGGGUCACAAGAAAUGGAUCAAUGGCUUGAGCUGGCAGCCAUAUCAUAUGGAUCCAGAGUGCCGAAAAGUAGCCAGUGCUGGUGCUGAUGGAGAUGCUAAGAUUUGGGAUACUGUUUUGGGCCAUUGUCUUAUGACUAUUGCUGGUCACGCUAUGUCAGUCACUUCUGUUAGAUGGGGUGGAUCCGGACUAAUCUUCACAUCAUCCAAAGAUCGAACAGUCAAGAUGUGGAGAGCUGCCGAUGGAGUUUUAUGCAAAACAUUCACCGGACAUGCUCACUGGGUCAAUUACAUUGCACUGAGUACAGAUUACGUUCUUCGAACUGGUCCAUUCCAUCCAAUUAUGGAUCGAAGGAAAAAAUACACCGAUAUUCCAAAGGAAGAACUUAAAGAAAUGGCUCAACAACGUUUUAAUAAAGCUUGUCCCGAUGGCGUCGAGUCAUUUGUAUCAUGUUCUGAUGAUUUCACACUUUAUCUCUGGCGAUCAAAUCAAUCCAAAUGCGUGCAACGCAUGACUGGCCAUCAAAACGUGGUGAACGAUGUUAAAUAUUCUCCAGAUGUAAAAUACAUUGCAUCAGCUUCAUUUGAUAAAUCAGUUCGAUUGUGGCGAGCACAAGAUGGAGGAUUUAUAGCUACAUUCCGAGGACAUGUUCAAGCUGUCUAUACUUUAGCAUGGUCAGCUGAUUCGAGACUUGUAUUAAGUGGAAGCAAGGAUUCAACUUUGAAAGUUUGGAGUGUUGCAACCAAGAAACUCGCCCAAGAACUGCCUGGUCAUGCAGAUGAAGUAUUUGGCGUCGAUUGGGCUCCUGAUGGUUCUAAAGUAGCUUCUGGUGGAAAGGACAAAGUCGUAAAACUAUGGCAGUACUAAAAUGAAGACAACAACUAGACGGUUUUUUUUUGUAAUUUAUAGAAAAAAUAAAGCUUUUAUUUUUAAAAAAUCUAAA
Molecule: messenger RNA, 1658 nt
Organism: Episyrphus balteatus (marmalade hoverfly)
Lineage: Eukaryota; Metazoa; Arthropoda; Insecta; Diptera; Syrphidae
Gene: Nle
Product: protein Notchless
Exons: 5
Coding region: 101-1582 (493 amino acids)
Biological process (GO): Notch signaling pathway; ribosomal large subunit assembly
Cellular component (GO): nucleolus
Molecular function (GO): protein binding
Source: RefSeq, a predicted model, not a curated record